CCGAGCUCAUCUUUACUGGAUUCGCUUCUCUUUUUGAUACACCCCACAAAAUACAAGUUACAGAUUACCAAAAAGAGUUAACCAAAGUGUUCGGAGAAAAUUAAGUAAAAAACCCAUUAAAAGGUUUUUUAUUUAUUUUUAAAGCAAGAAAAAAGUGUUUAUUUUUUUAUUAGCCUUUAGUGGUUAUUAUUUUUAUUUUUUUGGACUUUAAACUUAUUAAUUUUCUGGAAAAAAAUAGUUCGAAAUCGAAACACUAUCGGUUUAUCUGUCUUACUCUCUUUCUCUCUCUAAAAGGAAACCCUAACUUUCUCCAUCGUAGAUUUUUUCUUAAAUCUUCUUUCUUCCCACGAUUCGUGGGUUUCUAGGGGUUUCAAGGCUGUCAAUGGUCUGAAUUUUGUGUCUGAGGUCUGAGAUUGAUAAGGAUCUGUAGUUGGAGAGACGAAACAGAGCUAUAAUGGCUUCGUCUGAUAAAGAUCUUGAAGUACAACUGCUGGAAUCUGGGAAUAGGCUUGUGGAACCUCCGUCAUCCGUUGAUGAACUCCUUCCUCUUCUCGACAGAGUUGAGAAUUGUCUAUCAAAGGUGGAGCAGUCUCCCUCUGAAUCAAUGCAAAGUGCACUUUCUCCGUCAUUGAAAGCAUUGGUUGAUGAAACACUUUUAGGACAUACAAAUGUUGAUGUUAAAGUUGCAGUUGCAUCUUGCAUCAGUGAGAUAACAAGAAUUACUGCACCUGAUGCGCCUUAUGAUGAUGACCAGAUGAAGGAGGUCUUUCGGCUUAUUGUAUCAUCAUUUGAAAAUCUGUGUGACAAGUCAAGCCGAUCAUACACAAAAAGAACCUCAAUUCUUGAGACUGUUGCAAAGGUCAGGUCUUGUGUGGUGAUGUUGGAUCUUGAAUGUGAUGCCUUGAUCCUGGAAAUGUUCCAGCAUUUUCUAAAGGCAAUUAGGGACUAUCAUCCAGAGAAUGUUUUUCAAUCCAUGGAGACAAUAAUGACCCUUGUCUUAGAAGAAAGUGAAGAUAUUCCAAUGGAGCUUCUCACCCCUAUAUUAGAAUGCGUGAAAAUUGGCAACAAAGAUGUUUUGCCCAUUGCUCGGAAAUUGGGAGAGAGAGUUCUUGAAAUAUGUGCUCCGAAGGUUAAGCCUUACUUGGUACAGGCUGUAAAGGACCUGGGUAUUUCAUUAGAUGACUAUAGUAAAGUUUUAUCUACCAUAUGCCAAGAUGCUGAUGGUGAUGUUGAGCAGAAUGAAGUCCAAGCUUCUGAUGAGAAUAUGGCUGUUGAGAGCAGGCCAACGAAGCCACCCUUGGAUAACGGAUCCCAGGAGGAUAAAGCGGGAACAACAGAAGCAGCAUCAUUAGAACAAGCUGUAAUUUCUGUGGAUAGAUCUCCUCAGUCUGCAUUGAGUAAUGGUAUCACCCAGACUGCGGGAGAUGACUCUUUGACUGAUUCUAGCUCCCUGAAGAAGCAAGAGGAUGAUCAGCAAAUCGAGAGUACCAAGGAUUUGGAUGCACCAAACAAUGUUGACACUGAUACUUCGAACACUGAGAAGGCAGCAGAUACAGAAGAGAAGCUAGAGCAGAGCAAUAAGAAAGUUGGGAGAGAUACUAGUUCGUCUGCAAAAUCUACUCCUUCAGAAAGUCCUCAUGUUUUGAACGAGAAGGAAAGUGCUGAUAAUGAGAAGAAAAGUGCAGAAAAUGAGAAGAAAAAUGCAGAUAACGAGAAGAAAAGUGCAGAUCGUGAAAAGAAAAGUUCAGAAAACGAGAAGAAAAGUGCAGAUAAUGAGAAGAGAAGUUCAGAAAAUGAUAAGAAAAGUGCAGAUAAUGAGGAGAAAAGUGCAGAAAAUGAGAAUCAAAAUGCAGAAAGUGAGAACCUAAGUGCAGAAAAUGAGAAGGAAAGUACAGACAAUAGGAAGGAAAGUGCGGACAAUGCAAAGGAAAGUGCUGACAAUGAGAAGGAAACAGAGAAACUUCCAGACCAGGAAGAACAGAGUGAGGAUCUUCGCGAUUCACCACAUCAGGGUCCAGUUGAUGAGACUGCAGUGCUUUCAGAAAAUGAUAAGGUGUCUGAUGUUAAGCUUUCAUCACCCAAGGCAUUGGAGAGUGAAUCUGCCAAUGUUGCUACUACAUCUCCAAGUGUGAAACUUACUGAUGAAAGUCGUUCCAAAAAGUCUGGGCGACAGAAGAAGAAGGAUAAUUCAGAUAAGGAAGCUGCUCCAUCUGCCGAUGAUACCUCCAAAAAGGUAGCUGAUGGGACAAGUGAUUCUGAGGUAAAGACAAACAGGCGUUCCGGGAAAAAGGUGCCAGCUGCUACUUCUAAUGAGAAUAAAGCUUUAGCAGAGGCUAAUGUAUCCAAGAAGGAAAGUGGAAAUACAAGUGACUCAGAGACAAAGCCUUUGAGGCAGUUAGCUAAGAAAGUAGAUGGAGGCAGUAAAAAGGAAGAAGGAUCCUCAGCAAAGCAUGCGGAGGAUAAGAAGAAGAGGGUUCGGGGAAAAGCUCUUUCUGAGAAGGAUGGAAAAAAAGCUUCUAUUAAAGAUGAUAGCAAAGAUACUAUUGCUUCACCAAAGUCAUUGGGGAAAUCAACAAAAGAUGAACAGAAGAUUGAGGAGACCACGAAGACAAAUUCUAAGAGAAAACGUACUCCAGGCAAAGCAAAGGAGUCCGGCAAUAAAGGUUAUGAUGAGGAUUGGGUUGGUAUGAAGGUUAGAGUUUGGUGGCCGGAUGAUCAAUUGUACUAUAAGGGUUAUAUUGCAUCUUUUGAUCCCGUAGCAAAGAAGCAUAAGGUUAUGUAUUAUGAUGGUGAUGAGGAAGUAUUAAAUCUCAAGGAAGAAAAGUGGAAUUUCAUCGAAGGUGAUUCUGUGUCCAAUGAGGAAGGUAAAGCUGAACAAGCAAGUCCUGAUGCUUCCAAUGAAAUUCCCCUAAAGAAGAAAGUGAAGACAAAUGCGGAUGAGCCUUCUAAACGUAAAAAGAUCGAGUCUUCACCCAAAAAGGGUGGAGGUGCUUCAUCCAGCAAAUCCAAGGUCACGCCAAAAUCUGGACGUGGCAAUAAAGCUGAUGGCAAAUCCAAAGAUGAUUCCAAAUCUGUUGGCAAGUCGGAUGCGGUGGGUGGUGGCAAAUCUAAGGAUCAUACACCAAAAAGUGCUAGUACCAAAUCAGCCAAUGUUGCAUCAAAAUCAUCAACCAAGUCUAAGAAUCAUGAUUCUCAGACACCAAAGACUACCAAAUCCAAGGACGAAAGCAGCACGCCGUCCACCAAGUCCAAGCAAGAAAUUCAGAAAUCUGGAAAGUCAAAGUUGGCGACACCCAAAACAGCUACUGUUUCCAAGGAGAAAACCAGUCAAAGUGGUGGGAAGUCCAGUGCCAAUGGUACUGGGAAAGUGAAGUCUGGUUCAUCGAAGAUAAAAGAGGUUGAUGAUGAUGGUAAGGAGAGCUCCUCUGAUUCAGGUAAACCAGCAGAGAUUACUAAAGGCAAGUCCCCGAAUCCUUCCAAGGCUCAGGAAGGUGAGGCCAAGACAGGUAAGAAGCGACGAAGAAGUGGCACGAAAGGUUAAACAUUUUCUUCUGUUCAUUUCCUCUUAAAAAAAGGGGUUGUUUAGCUCUGCAAAUUGAUAGUAGACACGUUGGAGCUGCCGUUGUUAAUUCACAGUUAGUCGGUAGUUUAUGUAGUUGUAGGAUUGAGGUGGAGUUCAUUUGCGUUCAUGUUUUUUUUUUAUAUAUAUAAAUUAUUAUUUUAGAUGGGAUUAAUGUUUAUUUGGGGAGGAAGGCAGCAGAAUCUCUUAUGGGUUGGCUUGGUUCUUGUUAUAAAACCUGAAUGCGUUAUAUAAGAUAAUGUCAGAAUCAGAGUGAUCUUCAGAUGACUGCCAAGAUUCACUAACCUUAUUGAUGAUGAGUUACCAUUAAUGUGGACAUAAUGUAGUGAUUUAUGUUUAUUAUUUAGUAGCAGUAGAAGAUCAUCAUCAUGAUGCCAUGGAAGAUGAAGUGAAGGUUUUUACCUUAUUUCUAAGUCGUGUAAAGGGUUUAGAAUUAAACUUAGCUCUAUGAUUGAUUAAUUAUUGUGAGUAGUGUUUUUUUGCUUUGAGAUAAACUAGGGGUUUCAACUAGACAAGACAAUGUAAAAAUAUAAAAAAAGAGGUGACUUUGAUUUGA
Molecule: messenger RNA, 4136 nt
Organism: Cannabis sativa
Lineage: Eukaryota; Viridiplantae; Streptophyta; Magnoliopsida; Rosales; Cannabaceae
Product: sister chromatid cohesion protein PDS5 homolog C-like
Exons: 14
Coding region: 455-3541 (1028 amino acids)
Biological process (GO): DNA repair; mitotic sister chromatid cohesion
Cellular component (GO): nucleus; chromatin
Source: RefSeq, a predicted model, not a curated record